This is a messenger RNA of Capronia epimyces CBS 606.96, 315 nucleotides long. Its product is annotated as cyclin-dependent kinase regulatory subunit. The transcript has 3 exons. Gene Ontology annotation, biological process: regulation of mitotic cell cycle. Gene Ontology annotation, cellular component: SCF ubiquitin ligase complex; cyclin-dependent protein kinase holoenzyme complex. Gene Ontology annotation, molecular function: protein kinase binding; cyclin-dependent protein serine/threonine kinase activator activity; histone binding. The coding region runs from base 1 to 315 and encodes 104 amino acids. The record is from RefSeq and is a predicted model, not a curated record. Lineage: Eukaryota; Fungi; Ascomycota; Eurotiomycetes; Chaetothyriales; Herpotrichiellaceae.
AUGACCGACGUCGAUAUGUCGAGACGCAACAAAAAGCCUCGGUUAUUGCAUGAGAAUGAAAGGGCAAGGCUAGAAGAGUUCAUUGAUUCUAUUGGAUACUCGGCAAGAUACUCUGAUUCGGAAUACGAAUACCGACACGUACAGCUUCCUAAAGCGAUGCUGAAGGCCAUUCCGAGAGAUUAUUUUGAUGAAGCCAAGGGCACACUGAAGCUCCUGUGGGAAGAAGAGUGGAGAGGUUUGGGGAUCACUCAGAGUCUUGGAUGGGAGCAUUAUGAGGUGCAUGAACCUGAGCCACACAUUCUACUAUUCAAGUAA